AUGUUUGUUUUACUAUUUAAAGAAAAUAUAGCACCUGCUAUGCAAGAUGAUCCAAAUUCAUUAUAUCAACGUCCUCGAUCAUUUUCCACUGUAACAACUCGAGUAUCAAGAACACUAAGUUUUAUAGGUCAUCAUUCUGAUAGCUCAUCAGAUGAAGAUGAUGAUAAGAAGGAAACAACAACAAAUGAAAUCGAAGAAAAAUCAAUCGGUCUAAGUGGAAAAGAUAUUGGUUAUUCCGUUUCAUAUGAUAAGACGGUUGAAGAUUUUAGUUUUACAAGUACACGUGAACAAGCUCAAAAAUAA
Messenger RNA from Rotaria sordida, 303 nucleotides. The record is from the annotation of a GenBank genome assembly. NCBI's taxonomy places the organism in Eukaryota, Metazoa, Rotifera, Eurotatoria, Philodinida, Philodinidae.